Messenger RNA from Mytilus trossulus (common blue mussel), 814 nucleotides. RefSeq lists its product as uncharacterized. The transcript is spliced from 6 exons. NCBI's taxonomy places the organism in Eukaryota, Metazoa, Mollusca, Bivalvia, Mytilida, Mytilidae. Bases 87 to 776 code for a protein of 229 amino acids. The record is from RefSeq and is a predicted model, not a curated record.
GCAACGCAUAUCUAACGUCACAAUGAACACGUAGUAACAAGUUUUCUUGCUAUCUGCACAAACGGGUUGGCGACUCUCUGAACACUAUGAAGGAACAGGCAGUGCCAUCCGAGGGAGAACCAGAACAAGGUGUACAGCCAGACACAGAAAAUGGAGGAAACUCGGAUGCUGAAACUUUAUUCCAGCUGAGAUCGUUAGGCGACUUACUCAGAGACAGCAUCGAAGCUGGAGAAUUAGUGACGAAAAAGAACUGGUGGAGUAAAAAAUCGAAAUCUCCACCACAUGAUCCCAAAGAUUUUGGCAUAGAAGAUACCACAGGAUCAUUUAUGUCAUGGAACAAAGGAAAUAGUUGUGGAAAGACUAACAAAGCAAGAAAAAUGAAAACACAGACGAUAACAAAAGAUCAUAAAGAUGAUUUCCAGAACAAUCAAGAAACAAACGAAAGAAAUAGAUUAAAUUCAAAAUUGCCACAUAUUCUUCAUAAGCAAAAAAAGUUAGAAGAAUUUGACAAAGCUGAAAAAUUGAGAAUAGCUAAUCAAGAUAAGGCACUUGAUGAAAUUGACACUUUAUUGGCAAAGUUAGAAAAUGAAGAACAAAAGAAUAUAAAGAAACCAUAUCUUACAAAGCAAAAGAAGACACACACUAAGGAUGAUUUGUGGACAUGGGAGGACGACCGUACAAACCUUCAGAAACCAGUCACAUAUCAUGAUUCUUUAACCGACAGUUUGGAUAAACUUCUUGAAGAUAUCGAACAGCAAAUGGAUGAUAGAAUAUAAAUCGUUUUAAAAUUUGUUAAAUACAGUUUUGUUACUUA